Messenger RNA from Theobroma cacao (cacao), 1511 nucleotides. RefSeq names its product ubiquitin thioesterase otubain-like protein. The record is from RefSeq and is a predicted model, not a curated record. NCBI's taxonomy places the organism in Eukaryota, Viridiplantae, Streptophyta, Magnoliopsida, Malvales, Malvaceae. Gene Ontology annotation, biological process: protein K48-linked deubiquitination. Gene Ontology annotation, cellular component: nucleus. Gene Ontology annotation, molecular function: ubiquitin binding; cysteine-type deubiquitinase activity.
CAGGGUAAAAACCUCAGAAAAGCGGAGUGAGAACAUCGAAACUGCUCUUUAACUCUCUGUUGUCUCUGCUUUGCACCGAAGUACAAGUCGAAAACGGGUGAAAAUUGAACUGAAGAAAGGCGUGUUGUUUACUGUUGUUACCGCGUGUUCGAAAAAAAAGAAAGUGGGCAGCAGAUCCCUUUCGAAACGCUUUCUAUUCGAUCUGAGAAUUGCGAAAACAACUCCAAAUUCCUCAAAUUCCUCAAAUUCUGCAGAAUGGUUAUUCAUAUUUCUACAAGGAAUUGUGCAUAAUAAAUCACGCCAGGAGGCAAAGGGUAUUGAUAAACCUGCAAGUACUUGUAUUUGUCUCUAGGAAAGAUGCAGAAUCAGGAGGGGGUGGUAGCUGAUGGAGAAAAGGAGUCCGCUGUAUCCAUUCCUGUAUCUGAAUUUGAUGAUUGGGCAAAAUUUGCAGAUGAUGAUAUCAUGCAGCAACAAUCUGCCUUUCAUGCUGAGGAAGCCAAGAAAGUUCCAUUUGUAGGUGACAAGGAACCUCUCACUAUGUUGGCAGCUGAAUAUGAAUCAGGAAGCCCUAUCUUGCUAGAGAAAAUAAAGUUGCUUGGUCAACAAUAUGCUGCCAUUAGAAGAACGCGAGGAGAUGGGAACUGCUUUUUUCGGAGUUUUAUGUUUUCAUACCUUGAGUAUGUUUUGGAAUCACAAGAUCAUGCUGAGGUUGACCGUAUCAAAGGCAAUGUUGAAGAAUGUAGAAAGACACUUCAGAGCUUAGGUUAUGCAGAUUUUACAUUUGAGGACUUUUUUGCGUUAUUCCUUGAGCAGCUGGACAGCGUACUUCAAGGAAAUGAAGAUUCCAUAAGUCAGGAUGAGUUAAUAAUAAGGAGUCGAGAUCAGUCAAUAUCCGACUAUGUUGUAAUGUUUUUCAGGUUUGUUACCUCUGGUGAAAUACGAAAGCGUUCAGAGUUUUUCGAACCUUUUAUAUUGGGAUUGACGAAUGCAACAGUGGAGCAGUUUUGCAAAUCAUCAGUGGAGCCAAUGGGUGAAGAGAGUGAUCAUGUGCACAUUACUGCCCUUUCAGAUGCAUUGGGUGUGCCAAUCCGUGUUGUGUACCUUGAUCGAAGCUCUUGUGACAAUGGUGGUGUCAGUGUAAACCAUCAUGAUUUUGUUCCUACUUUGGGUGGUCAUUCAAAUGCUACAAGUGGUAGCACUGAGCCCGUCAGUCCUUUUAUUACCUUACUGUAUCGUCCGGGUCACUAUGACAUUCUUUAUCCAAAAUGAUGCAUUUGCAUUUUCUGGUUGUUGACAGUGUCCUAAUCAGUGGUCCUUGUGGGAAAUGGAUCUUGCAGGAUGGCAUGUGGGGAAAUGCAUACUCGUUAUUGGGCUGUAACUCAUGGUUCUAAACUGUUUAUGCGCUUCUUAACUGUGUAGUGGGAUAUAAACACAAGGUUACCUAUGUGAAAUUGCAUCAGUGCAAAAAGAACAGUUCAUUCUGCAAUGCUUAACAUUGAUUUUUUUUGUUU